This is a messenger RNA of Tripterygium wilfordii, 1124 nucleotides long. RefSeq names its product protein FAM133-like. The record is from RefSeq and is a predicted model, not a curated record. Bases 264 to 863 code for a protein of 199 amino acids. NCBI's taxonomy places the organism in Eukaryota, Viridiplantae, Streptophyta, Magnoliopsida, Celastrales, Celastraceae. The transcript is spliced from 5 exons.
UUGUGAAAAAAAAAAGAAAGAAAGAGAGAGAGUUUCGCAAGUAGAUCUAGGUCUGAGAGUGGACCGGAGACUCAGGACCUUUCACAGUUCACCAUCUCUCUUUGUAAUACAAAUCCCUAUUUCUUCUCUUCAUUCUCGACCGUUAAUGAUUCCCUAAUCAAAUAUCUCCCAAGAGCUUCUCUUUCGUGUUAUUUCUUACAUCUUAAUUUUCCCUCGACUUUUUUCGCACUCUUUCUAUUUUUCCCGUCUGGGUAUCACCUGAAAUGGGCAAAAAUCAGGCCUACAAAGCUAUGCAGAGAUCGCGGCUGGGCUCCAGCUCCGCCGCUCCGGAAGAGAUUGAAGAUGGCAUGGUGGAUGGUUCUUUUCAUUCACCAGAGUGGCAUGCUGCUCGUCUGGCCAGCCUUAAAACUACGCACACAGUUACAUGGGAAGAAUUUAAAAAGAAGCAAAAGGAAGAUGAAAUGAGAAAGGGGGAGCUGGAAGCGGACACGGAUAGAAUGAUGCGGGAGUACAGAGCUCAACUCGAUGCUGAAAGGGCAAGAAAACUUGCUCAGGGGAGAAACCACUCUAGCAGCAAAUCUAAUCAUAAAAAGGAUAAAAAGGACAGAGAGAUAAAGAAAAGUAUCAGCAAAAGGAGAAAGCGUUCAAAGUGCAGGUCCUCUGAUUCAAGCUCUUCCAGUUCGUCCUCGGAGUCUUCAAGCAGUGAUGAUGAAGAGAGAGAGUCAAAACGAUCAAAAUCAAGGUCUAAGAGAACGAAGAAGGAAAAGAAGCACCGGUCUAGAAGGAAGGAGUCUAGCAGUGAUGGUGAAGAGGCUGACGGGCCAGUUCCGCUUUCAAGAUUCUUUGGGAAUUCGAAGACUUAAAACUUCCUGGUGGGAAUUGUUGUGUACUUGUCCUCCCGUCCAGGGACAGGAAACUUAAGGUUACCUUCUUUUCUUUUUCCCUUUGCAUAUUUGGUUUUCAAUUUUUCUGAAUAAUAGAUGAGCUAGCAAUGAUGUUUAGUUUGCCGUAAAUUUCCCUGGAGUAUUAUGAUGCAUCUCAUCUCAUUUGACUCUGAGGAAUUUUUUGCAACGAAUCUAAGUAGCUAUUGGAUUUCAGUUGAAUAUAUUGAUCCUGUCUUCUGA